Caenorhabditis remanei is the source of this 2424-nucleotide messenger RNA. RefSeq lists its product as uncharacterized. The transcript is spliced from 9 exons. The record is from RefSeq and is a predicted model, not a curated record. NCBI's taxonomy places the organism in Eukaryota, Metazoa, Nematoda, Chromadorea, Rhabditida, Rhabditidae. The coding region runs from base 1 to 2424 and encodes 807 amino acids.
AUGUCCAAUCAUCAAGGAGAAUCUUCGUCCCAAAACGGGAAUCUGGAAAAAGAGGUCAGUGAACUGCGUAUUGAGGUGGCGCAAUUGAGAGAAGCGCUGAGAAGUCGAACGACUUCUGGAACGUCGACUCCAGCUCCCCCCACACAAACCAGCAGCACCAAUGCCAAACCUGCUGGGAAAUUGUCGAGAAGUGCAAAACGUCGCCUGAAAAAGCAACGUAAGAGAGAGGAGGCUUCUAAAAUGGAAAAGAAUGGAGAGAGACAAGGAGGAAACCAGAACAAUCGGAGGAGUGUGGCCAUGGACCGUGGCCAAGGUCCUUCAUCGAGCCGAAACGAUUUUGAAUAUUCCCAUGAAUCCUAUCGGGAUUCCAGAAGAAAUCUAGAAUGGCACGGACCAAGGGAUCAAGACCACUAUCCCACUGAGCCCACAUUUCAUGGAGCUCUGUCGACGAGCAGAUCAGAAACGUAUUAUGAGUUUGGACAUAAUGCAAAUCGGGAGAAUUGGUGGAAUGACUCAAGAUACCGUCAUGAAUCAACUCCUCCCAGAAAUAACAAUGGGUACAAUCGAGGAGAUUAUCAGGAUUCCAGAAGAAGCGAAGGAGUGAGGAACAACUACCAGGAUCGUUCUUCUCAAGAACACGGGAGACCAUAUCAAUUCAGAGAUGGUUACAAUGGAAAUCAUGAAUACUCAAGAGAGGAAUCGAGAUAUUGCUACGAUCCAAGAGAGCAAGACUCCAGAAGAAAUCAUCCCAGAAAGGAAGAAUCAUCACCACUUCGAAACAGCGAUCGGAAUCCUUAUCAAGAUUCCAGGAAUGGCUAUGGAUCUCGCCUGUCGUACCAAGAACCCCAAAAUCCCAGAAAUUUUGAAAAUGAAGCUCCACAAUCAUCAGGAAGUUCGAGUUCGAGAUGGGGUUCACAACAGAGCCACCAACAUAAUCGUCCUCCGACACAAUAUGGCAGGAGGCAAGACACUUAUCAGGAGCCACUCGACUCGAGAUAUUCCGAAAAUUCCAGAAGUUUCCAAGAACCAUAUGAAGGAUAUCACCAGGAGUACCAGCCUUCGAAUCCAUACCGUCCUGGAAGUUCAUCACAAUUUGAUUCAAUUCAAACUGGAGGCCGAUUUGAUGGAAACCAGGCCCCCUCGAGAACCGGGUCAAGCCGUCGCCAAAGUCCCCCACGACCGAGGAACGAUGGAAGAUACUCCUUUGAGAGCAGCCGACCCUCAAAUCGAGAUCAACCUGGGACUUCAACAUCAGGUUACGACAAUUUCGACUCAAUUCAAAUUGGAUGCCGAUUUGAUGGAGCCUCCUCGAGAACCGUGAGAACUCGUCGAAAAAGUCCACCUCGCCAGAGGAACGAUCGAAGAUUUGAAAAUGAACUCGGUCCCUCUCGCUGUCAGAUUGAGGCGUUGAGAAAUGUACCAGGACCAUCCACACCUUCUCAACGCCCUUCUAACUCCAAUCUUCAGAAAGAGAACUCUGGUUCCUGGGAUUCGCUGGACGAGAUCAAAGGAACAAGGAUUGAAAGGCAAAAUCCUGAUCGCCAAGUCGAACACCGGGAGAGUCAACCUCUCCGUCAAUCUCCACAUACUGAACCGAGACGCAGAGAACAGAGAGCUCAGAACCCGCCACCCGUCCAAAUAAAUCGUGGAUUCGGAUUCGGAUUCCCUCCACUCGAUUUUUCGGAGUCCAGUGACGGUCCAAGCACUUCCGAACAACGUCCGGCACCCCGCUACUAUGCAAACCAAGAAUGGGGGCAAGAGCCAUCAGGAGAACCUCAAUCCCUGUCGGAUUCUACAAGUCCGCCAUCUGAUCCAACCUCACCACCGCGAAGUCACUCCAGAGACAUCAUCCCAUCCCGCCAACGCAGUCGACAGAGAUCCUCACGACGGCCUGCUCCAGUUCCCCACGGAUGGGAUGUUCCAUUUCCCAGACCAGGCCAAGAACAAUAUUUGGUGGAUGGAGAAGAAGAGCAGCCAGUGGAAGUUGAGGAGAAGCCAGAACCGUUCACUGUGGUUUUUGACCCGUUUGACGAGUGUAUGCUCAGCUCGUCAAACGGAGAAGUCAAGUUCUUCGAAGACGAUAAAUUCUCCUGGGUCCAAACAGAUUUGGACUUAAUCAAGGGACACGGAGAUGGAGACCUCAGAGCCCGAAUCGAGCCGGUUGCCACCCCGAGUCUGGUCCCCGGAAAAGAAGCAACAUAUUGUGGGUGGAGAGUGAAGGAAGUGAUCGAAGUGAUCCCAAGGCCUCGGACUCCGAAUUCAGAUGACGACUUACCACUGCUUGAUGAUGCAUUUUGGCGUCCAGUGGAAGUUAGUCGACCUCUGCCUCAAGUGCAACCGGCAGUUGCUCUACCGGAAACUUCUCGACCGGAGACACCUCGAGGUGAAACGACUUCAGAGGAGGAAAGUGAUGGUGAAUGGUGA